Letharia lupina is the source of this 918-nucleotide messenger RNA. RefSeq lists its product as uncharacterized. The record is from RefSeq and is a predicted model, not a curated record. The transcript has 3 exons. Lineage: Eukaryota; Fungi; Ascomycota; Lecanoromycetes; Lecanorales; Parmeliaceae. The coding region runs from base 1 to 918 and encodes 305 amino acids.
AUGUCACUGAAGUACGCCCUGGGAUACGCUUUUUACGUUGGGACUCUGAUUCUAGCAAAACCUCUAAACAUUUCUCUAGCUUAUAAAACACCAGCUAUCUUACGUCUUCCUCUACCAUCGGAUCUCCUCGCAUUGAAUGUGGACACGAAUUCUGCCUCGAAUGACUCUACUACAUCACUCAACGUGACAAGCGGUCAGCCCUUACGUAUCCAAUGCGAUGGCGCUUCUUAUGGCUUCGAUCUGGACAUUUUUGAUUGCGAACAAGCGAAGGCAUAUGUCCCUCCCAACGCUGACCAAGUUCAAUGGGCCGACCGUCACACGGGCAGCCAGGAACAGAUUUUUCCUUUGCCCUACAGAGCCAUGGGCGAUAAAGCGUUAUGCUAUGUCCAGCCGGUCCUCAUCGGUGGUGCUACCUCUGCAAAGGCAACCACCAACCAAGUCCGCAAUGCUGCCGCUGCGGUUCGACAUGAAUGCUUUUCCGGUGGUAAGUUGCAGGGUGGGAUUGCUACGAACAUAGGUGGCGACAAUAACCUUGCAGUAAUCAUGAGCGCAUACCAACCACCAUCAGCGAUCCAGUGCAGCGGAAAGUUCCGGGCCAUGAGCUCAUGCCAAGAUGUUUUAGAAGGCAUGCCAGUCACUACCGAGAAGGAAGCCUUCGGUCCCUCAACUGAUCCGACGACGCAAGUCUUGCUACCUCAAGCCGUUGAGUCAGGUGAGAUGAUCAACGGACCACCAUAUGACACUUUCUGUCUGCUGAGGAUAGUCGACAACUCCACCACGUCGGACACGGCCGCGUGGUAUGAAUUUUGGGAAGCGACCACGGCGAUUUGGUCCGCCUGCGUCAGGCACGGGCAGGGCGGGAGUCUCGGGGGCCUCGGCGAGUUCCUCACGGUCACGAGUGGUGGAAUAUGUGGCUAA